Diachasma alloeum is the source of this 573-nucleotide messenger RNA. RefSeq lists its product as uncharacterized. The record is from RefSeq and is a predicted model, not a curated record. Bases 1 to 573 code for a protein of 190 amino acids. Gene Ontology annotation, molecular function: zinc ion binding; nucleic acid binding. The transcript has a single exon. NCBI's taxonomy places the organism in Eukaryota, Metazoa, Arthropoda, Insecta, Hymenoptera, Braconidae.
AUGAGCAGGAAAUCUACUGACGGAGCUCCCCAGCUACACAAAACCAUUGCCGACCUCCUCGAGGAUGAGGCCGAGGUGCUCAGUAAAGGACCGCAAGUAGAUCUCGAAAUCAAAGACCGCGACGAGACGACGACGAAGGAGGACGUACCCGAAGCUCUGAAAGAAGCAGCCGGAGAGGAACACAAGAUAGGUGCAGAUACCAUCAAGUCCUUGCGUAAGGCAUAUGGAGGAACCCAGACUGCCUCUGUAACACUCGCAGCAACUACAGCGAAAAAGAUCUUGGGAGAGCAUGUGAAGAUCAAGAUAGGCUGGGUAAAUUGCCGCAUAAGAAGAGUGGAGAUACCAAUGAAGUACUUCAGGUGCUGGCACCACGGACAUCUCGCCACUAAAUGCAGGAGUAAGAUCGACCGGUCCAAACUCUGCGCUAAAUGCUCAGACGCAGACCACAAGCCUACAGACUGUAAGAAGGAGCCUCGAUGCGCCCUGUGCACAGCGAAGGCAACACGGAGAACUAUGCCCACAUUGCUGGUAGCACCAGAUGCCCGGUGUAUAAGGAGGCACUACAGAAGCUGA